Molecule: messenger RNA, 1479 nt
Organism: Fusarium vanettenii 77-13-4
Lineage: Eukaryota; Fungi; Ascomycota; Sordariomycetes; Hypocreales; Nectriaceae
Exons: 3
Coding region: 1-1479 (492 amino acids)
Molecular function (GO): FAD binding
Source: RefSeq, a predicted model, not a curated record
AUGCUCCCAUCUUCAAGCCUGAUCGAGCUGAUCCUCCUGGUCGCAACGGCAACGGAGGGCAGGGCAACUUCUCUCGCCCCUCUCGCUCGUCAAGAUCUUCGGUCUUGUCUCUCCAGCGCCGUCGGGGGCGACGCAGCGAGGGCACAGUUCCAAGACGAGCCGGAUUUCAUCUCCAAAGAUGUCAACUACCACAACCUCAAUCUGCAGUGCGAGCCGUUUGCGGUCCCGUAUCCUAAGACAAAGGAUGAGAUCUCCGAAGUGCUAGCUUGCGCUGUCAAGCACAAGCGCAAGGUCCAGCCCCGAAGCGGUGGCAGAGACUUUAUCAACCAGUGCUUGGGAGGCGCCGACGAUGCUAUCGUUGUCGAUUUAAAGCACUUCAAUCACCUCAGUGUGGACAAAACCACGGGCAUAGCAACAGUCGGGCCUGGAAACUUGCUCAAAGAUCUCGUGGAAGGUCUCAACAAUGCCGGACGCUUCAUGCCACAUGGAUCUUCUCCAACUGUUGGUAUCGGCGGUCUCAUCGCGGUCGGUGGCAUCGGAUAUACCUCUCGCGAGAAUGGCCUUUCCAUCGAUGUCAUGCAAGAGGUCGAAGUUAUCCUUGCCAACGGUACCGUCACUCGCGCCACCAAGAUGACCAACUCCGAUUUGUUCUGGUCCAUGAGCGGUGCUGGUGCCAGUUUCGGCAUCGCAACCGAGUUCAAGUUCCAGACGAAGCCCAUGCUCAAGGAACUCACCACUUUCAGCUACAACUAUUCGACCACCGACAAGGCCCUCCUCGCUCGCGCUAUGAAGGCUUUUAACAAGCUGGCGUCGGAAAAGAGCACGUCUCGAAAGGUGAGCAGAUCUGGCAAUCUUGCCAAGAACAGCUUCUACGUCAGCGGUGUCUUUCUGGGGCACAAGAAGGACUUUGAUGCCCUCAGUUUGGACAAACAUUUCCCAUUUGGCGCUGAAAAGACCGUCCGCGGCUGUAUCUCUUGGAUAGACUACAUGAAUGGCCUCUUCCGAGGUGCCAGCAAUGUUCCCGGCCAAGCUUACUCCUACGCAAAGGAUCUCGCUGUUGGCGGUAGAAACGUAUCAUCGGACUCCGCCGUCGAGAGAUUUGUCGACCAUGUGCAGGCCGCAGACUCUGGAGCCGUCUACUGGUCGUACCUCUUUGAUUGGUACGGCGGCGCGGUCAAUGAUGUGGACACGGGUGCUACCCCUUUUCCUCACCGCAAUCUCCGCUACUUCAUGUCCACCUACGCCACCACAACACAGGAAACAAGCGAGAAGACCAUGAAUUUCAUCGACGACGGAAUUCUUGCGCUUCAAAACAACAAGCCAGCUAAUUACCUGCACUACGCUGGUGUUCCCAAUUUGCGCCUCAGCAGCAAAGCUCAGGAAAAGUGCUUCAUCAUUCACCACCAUGUCACCCGCGACUCCUUCUCUCUGCCUUUCUCUUCUAUUUCAUGGCCCUCCCUCUUUGGUAACGAUUUGUAG